Ogataea angusta is the source of this 1488-nucleotide messenger RNA. RefSeq lists its product as uncharacterized. Gene Ontology annotation, molecular function: protein binding. The record is from RefSeq and is a predicted model, not a curated record. The coding region runs from base 1 to 1488 and encodes 495 amino acids. Lineage: Eukaryota; Fungi; Ascomycota; Pichiomycetes; Pichiales; Pichiaceae. The transcript has a single exon.
AUGGAGUCAAGACCUCCAUUGGCUCGGAAGCGCACAGCUGCUCAUGCCAGUGAUGAUGAGAUGGCUAUGGACGAGGAAAUUGUGCGCAGUCACCAAUUUUCAGGUUUCUUGAGGAGCCAUGUGAGCUCAGGCACGUCUGAUCCGAUAUCUUUUUCCAGCUCGUCCUAUACUCCAUAUUUUGACAGACAGCCUACAACGAGCUCUCCCCAUCUGCAGUACGUUCCUGAUGCCGAACUUGACAACUCAUACAUGACAAAUAACGCUUCGUUGGAUACCAUCCCGUCAUCUCCGCCAUUGAUUUCGCAGUCGCAGGCUACUUUGGUCGAUACUCCACCAAAAGUACUGGCGGAGCGCACGUCCUCUUCUCUCGCACCAGAGCCUACCAGAAAGCGGCAACGUGUAUUUGACAAUGAGGAGCAAUUGGCUUUGGACCGCGACGGUAGAGUCUACGGCGUGCAGCUACGAGAUUCAACGUUCCCUGAAGGCUACCGGCCAAGUCUAUAUGACGACCCAAUGUUUUUUGUUGUCAAGAACACAGAAACGGCAAGCAAAGCUGCCUCAGAGAUUAUUACAAACUUAUUCGAUCAAGAAGUCGAUCAUGCUAGCAAGAUAUACAAUUUGGAGCUAGAAGAGCUCGGAUUGAACUCGCUACCAGAGCAAAUAGCAGAUUUUAAAGACCUUGUUCUAUACGGGCCAGACGGGAUCAUCAAGCCAGUUCUGCACAUCCAUGCCUCUAAAAACCAGCUCAGGUCUCUCACUCCCAAAAUUUUUGAUAUUGACGGUCUGGAAGUGCUGUCUCUGCGCACCAACAAAAUAGCGAGAGUUCCAGGGCUCAUCGAGAAAUCGACCAAUCUGAAAAGUCUGAACUUAUCCAACAACAAGAUCAAGUUUCUGCCCCAUAAUACUCUCAACCUGAAAAACCUCCACACACUGAGGAUCAGGCCCAACCCGCUCAUCGAACAUGCGUCCAGCGAGAACACGCGUGAGGUAAAAGGCUACGAGUCUCCAUACCCAGACGCGACCCUGAAACAUGUUGACCAACUUCAUUGGACGUCGAAGAAUAAACAGGUUUCCAAAGCGGCCUUGAAUGCCAUUUCGCUCGCAAGGAAUCUAUCCGUCCUUCAAGAAACCGACUUUACGUCUUUCAGCUCUGAGCAAUCUCAUCUCAUGGAAAAACAUCAGUGGACCCCAACGCUGGUUGAGCUCUCGCUGCGGAAAAUAUCAAACUACCUGAUAUCCCAAGCAGAGCUUAUGAAGUGGAAAGACACGGUACACGAGCGAGUGUACAAUUUGGCCAUCAAGGCGCUGAUUCACGGAAACAACGGGGUCACGUGUGGAUAUUGCGAGAACACGUGUGUGGAAAGCGUCGCGGAACUGAUGGAAUGGUGGGAUUUCAAAGAUGCGAUAGAGGUCCCUGUGAAGCGACUUUUCUGUUCCAAACGAUGUGCGAUGUGUUAUUGGAACAAUAUUAAAGUGUAUAUUUCUUAG